AUGGCAUUCGACUCGGCAGCCGGAGCUUAUCGUAAAAAGCUUCCACCGACUCCAGUUGGCUCUUCUCUCGAAGGUUUAGAAAUCGGUAUCCCUCCAGUGCAGUUCACAAAUCCAUGGCUGUCGAAACCGUUGCCAAAGAUUCCAGACCGGACGUCGACCAUAUACAGCAAAGAAAGCAUCAUCAAUAGCUACCUGAACCGGCCUGACACCAAUGACGACACUCGGACGAAGCACACAAAGAACGGAUCGACAUCUCAUCCUCGCCGUUUUGGCAGAAAACGAAAUGCCACCGCUAAUCGCAACUCCAUGAGCCGCAUGAGUGACCAGGCCAACCGAUGUUCUCUCACCCUAAGGACUUUCUUGAGCGAAGAGCAGUACGGCGUCGGCAUGCACCUGGCCAAGGCGAACCACUACUUUCGAGAGAAGAAAUGGGAGAUCUUCCCUGAGCUUGGUCCUCAGCCUGUAAUCCAACAUGGUCAGCAAAAUAGGAACCAAAAUCUGAAACGAAAACGAAUCCUAGGGGGGUCCCAUAUACGCCAGAUCUCGAACUGUGACAACUUUAAUUUUAAUCUGAGACCAAUCGCCGACUAUAUGCAGCAAACGCUGGCGAAAAAGGCCUCCCAACUACGGCUCAAGAAGAAACCAAGCAAGGCAGACUUCGCAACAACUACCAGACCCCGGCACAACUCGUCCUCGUCCAAUGAAUCCGAAUUCCUAUCUAUCGCCGAAGAUAUUGGCAAUACCGAGACACAACGCAGUAUCGCUGCCGUGAGACGGCGCAUGCGCGAGAUGUCUCUCUGGAGCCGUGCUGACUCCAGUGAAGAAACGCUUCGAUACGACUAUAACGAAUUCGCCUACCCUGUCACUGCCACGAGCUCGACCUGGCGGUCUCCAGCCUCUGGGUUCAACACCUCAAGCUCAACCACGCUGAAUAGUCGAGUAGAGGACCGACCCAUGCAUUACUAUGACAUGCCACCCUCUGCAAAGAACCUGCCGCCGCCUCCUGACAAGGAGUAUUAUUCGCAGCCAACCCCUGGGUCUUUGCCCGAAUAUGCCAAAGUCCUGCAACAAAAGACGAAUCAUGUUCUUUUGGUGCUCGACGGCGCCAAAAAGAAAUUCACCGAGGCUCGAGCAGCUCGUCGCCGGAAACAGUUGAAGAAGCACAUCCGGAUCAUCGGUCCCAUCGAAAACUAUCCGUACGGCUCUGCCAGCGAAUGGGUGUAA
Talaromyces rugulosus is the source of this 1224-nucleotide messenger RNA. RefSeq lists its product as uncharacterized. NCBI's taxonomy places the organism in Eukaryota, Fungi, Ascomycota, Eurotiomycetes, Eurotiales, Trichocomaceae. Bases 1 to 1224 code for a protein of 407 amino acids. The record is from RefSeq and is a predicted model, not a curated record. The transcript has a single exon.